Corylus avellana is the source of this 1738-nucleotide messenger RNA. It is a transcript of the gene CEP1, whose product is annotated as Cysteine proteinases superfamily protein. Gene Ontology annotation, biological process: proteolysis. Gene Ontology annotation, molecular function: cysteine-type peptidase activity. The record is from RefSeq and is a predicted model, not a curated record. Lineage: Eukaryota; Viridiplantae; Streptophyta; Magnoliopsida; Fagales; Betulaceae.
UUGCAAUUUGAAAGACCUUGCUUGUAUAAGUAAACCAAACUCACUCAUCAUCUUCUCCAUAAUUCUCAAAACCCCUUAAUUUGUUGUUUUUCCUCCAUGAUUAGAAUUGUUGAUGCCCAUAAGGAACUGUAACCUCUCCAUUUAUUAUUAUUAUUAUUACAUUGUUAUCUUCUCUCCAGCUUUCAUCCAUAUCUUUUUAUUUCAUUCCGCUAUAUAAAGAAGUCCCAAGGGUCUCCAUUCCCACCAUCUGGUUUUGAAUUCUAGUAAUUGUUCAAAAUGAAGUUCUUUUGGGUUCCUCUCUUACUUGCUGCUUUGGUUCUUGGGGUGGCUGAGGCUUUUGAUUUUCAUGAGAAGGAUUUGGGGUCCGAGGAAAGUUUGUGGGAUUUGUAUGAGAGGUGGAGGAGCCACCACACGGUCUCCUCGAACCUUGAUGAGAAGCACAAGCGCUUCAAUGUAUUCAGGGAGAAUGUUAUGCAUGUUCAUAAUACCAACAAGAUGGACAAGCCUUAUAAGCUGAAGUUGAACAAGUUUGCAGACAUGACUAACCAUGAGUUUAGGAGCACUUAUGCAGGGUCCAAGGUUAAGCACCACAGGAUGUUCCGAGGAAGGCAACUUGGAAGUCGGAGCUUCAUGUACGAGAAUGAGGACACAGUUCCCCCCUCUGUUGAUUGGAGGAAGAAAGGUGCCGUGACCGCUGUCAAGGACCAAGGCCAUUGUGGUAGUUGCUGGGCCUUUUCAACCGUUGUAGCAGUAGAGGGUGUUAAUCAAAUCAAGACCAAUAAGCUAGUUUCUUUGUCUGAGCAAGAGUUGAUAGAUUGUGACACUGAAAAAAAUGAAGGCUGCAAUGGAGGGUUAAUGGAAUAUGCCUUUGAGUUUAUCAAGCAAAAGGGGGGCAUAAACAUAGAAACUAAUUACCCUUACAAAGCGACAGACGGAACUUGUGAUGCUUCCAAGGAAAAUUCUCCAGUGGUGUCAAUUGAUGGGCAUGAGAAUGUGCCUGCUAACGACGAGAACGCAUUGCUUAAAGCAGCUGCAAAUCAACCUGUAUCUGUGGCCAUAGAUGCUGGAGGUUCUGAUUUCCAGUUCUAUUCGGAGGGGGUGUAUACUGGAAAAUGUGGGACAGAGCUGGAUCAUGGAGUUGCUGUUGUGGGAUAUGGAAUAACCCUCGAUGGAACCAAAUACUGGAUAGUGAAGAACUCCUGGGGAGCAGAAUGGGGAGAGAAGGGUUACAUAAGGAUGCAGCGUGGCAUCUCUGAGAAGGAGGGGCUGUGUGGUAUUGCAAUGGAGGCUUCAUAUCCCAUAAAGAACAAGUCAAAUAACCCUCUAGGACCUUCAAUAUCCUAUCCUUCUAAAGACGAACUGUAAACAAUAUUCACAGGGGGCUUUUUGCCUUUGCCUUUUCUCAGUUUCAGCUCUUGUUUCUUGUGUUUGAAGUUGCUGUCAUGGCUUCAUGAACAAAUAAUGUCAAAUAAUUGAUCAAGAGUUCAAGAAUUGUUUGUGUGUGUGUGAAGGCAAAACCAUAUUUGUUUUUUCAAAUUUUACUGCCAGAAUUCCAGAAACACCUGCUUGGAACAUUAUUGGUGUUGUUAUGAUGAGCAAACUGCUACAUUCAUCAAAUAUUUACAGCAUGUCCACAAAAACAAAUCGAUUAUCAAAUAAUACUUUAUUGGUAGUCAUCCAUUGACCCAUUAACACAGAAAAAAAAAAAUUCUCCAAAAGCACGAUUGCAACUUACACA